AGUAUUGGAUAUAGGGAAGUCUAUUUCUUCUUCUUCCCCGGUUUGCUCUGAGCAGCCGUCGCUUCUUACUCUCUCUCGUCUCUCAAAAUCGCUCAUCCUCUCCGUUAAUCUCUCCCAAGAAAAACACUGCUUCAAUCCUCCUCUUCGUGCUCUCCUUCCUAAUCAGGAUCAACAAUCAUGUCUGAUGCAAAGGAAGAGAAAGCACAGGUCGCAGCCGACAGGAUCAAAGCCGCUGCGCUCACCGCCGCCAAAGGACUCAGCCGUACCCAAGCCGAGCGUGCAGCAACCGCCGCUGCUCGAAACGUCAACGCUUAUGGUCAGAAGGAAGAAGGUCCGAGCCGGUGGCAGGAGAAACGGGAAGCCAAGAGGCAGAUGUACUUGAUGAGUACCGAGAAAGCCGUCAGGCUUGGCGAAAGGAAAGACAAGUCUAUGUCUGCUUCUUCCUCUGCUGUCUUGGGAGGAGGAGGAGGCGCUUCUCAGUGUCAGAAGUGUUUUCAGACGGGGCACUGGACUUAUGAGUGUAAGAACGAGAGGGUUUAUGUGUCCAGGCCGUCCAGGACUCAGCAGCUUAAGGAUCCUAAACUGAGAACUAAGCCUUCUGUUGAUGAUCUUGAUGGUGGUGAGAAGGUAGAGGUAGCGAAUGGGAGAGAGGAUGGGGAGAGGAGGUUCAAGAGGAAGCAUAGAUCUGAUUCUGGUAGUGAUAGUGAAGCAUCUGUGUUUGAAAGUAGUUCGUCUGGGGAGAGUGAUUCGGAGUACAGUUCGUCGUCUGAGUCAGAGGAGGAUAGGAGGAAGAGAAGGAGUAAGAGUAAGAGUAAGAGUAAGAGCAAGAAGAAGAAGCCGAAGCAGAGGAAGGAAAGGAGGAGGAAGAGAAGUUACAGCUCUUCUUCUUCUUCUUCUUCUUCAUCUGAGGAGGAGGAGUCGUCUGAUUCAGAAUCAGGUUCUGACUCGGAGUCUGGUGAAGACAGAAGAAGCAGAAGUAGAAAGAAGAAGAGUAAGAGGCACAGCAACAGCAAACGUCGUUAGAAUUGGGUUUAAAGGAUAGUAUCUACUUUUCUUAGAGAGAAUCGUAUUUUGAGCUUACAUGAAGAAACUCACACUGCUUCUUUUCUUAUUAGAAUAUUAUGUUCUUGUCCAGUGUGUUGUGUCACACUGAUGGAUUUGAGGAUCUCCUUUAAGCUCUUUAGAGAACGUUGUAAACCCCACAAAAUCAGAGCUUUUAGUUUGCAAAUUUAAA
Messenger RNA from Raphanus sativus (radish), 1234 nucleotides. RefSeq lists its product as uncharacterized. Lineage: Eukaryota; Viridiplantae; Streptophyta; Magnoliopsida; Brassicales; Brassicaceae. The transcript has 2 exons. The record is from RefSeq and is a predicted model, not a curated record. The coding region runs from base 178 to 1023 and encodes 281 amino acids. Gene Ontology annotation, molecular function: nucleic acid binding; zinc ion binding.